AGUUUUCAAAAAAAAUGUUGUCGAUUUUUCGUGAAUAUUUCAACAAAUUUGAAUGAGUCUGUGUGAAUAAUAUGGAGAAGAAAUAUUUACCCAAAAAGAAGGGGCAGGCCUCUGAAGGCAGUAACAGACCAGCUUCAAAAAAAGCUGAAAAACAAGAGAAUACUUCCAGACCCAGUUCCGGGUCCUCACAGUCAAAAUCUAAAAAGGAUGUGCCAGGGCCCCCAGUUGACAUGCCUCCACCACCACCCCCUGUUUCUUCCAUGGGGAAGAGGAAAGGUCCCCCUGAACUGCCCCCACCCCCACCCCCACCACCAUCGGGCUUAGCGAACUUUUCAUCUGUACCAGCACGGCAAGGUGGAUCCGAUCAACAACAACAACAACGACCAGCAAUUUUAGCUCAUCCUGUAAUGCAGUCAAGGGCUCCCAAAACAAUUCCCAAGGUUACAUCAAACGACCUUUCAUUCGGGAAAGCUAAGCUGAGAAAGGCAAAUAAAGUCAAGAAAUUAGAGGAUGUUGAGCGCACAGAGAUGUUUGACAGUAUCCAGCAGUACAACUACAUGCCUCUUCUCAACUCAAGGGAGUACAUUCGCACAAGAACCAAUUUUGCAGAGGUGACGGCAUUGAGUUUUGAUGGCAUAGAACAAAUGUCUGAUGCAUUCCUGUUCAGCUUGUACCACUGUCAGCUUUCUAUUGAAACCGUGAACUGGAUAUCACUUACAGGAUGUUAUAAUGUGACAGAUGAAGGAAUAUACUGGGUGUCAAAGACUUUCAGUAAACUCAAAUCUAUCGCCAUGGCAGGAUGUAGAAAGGUCACUGAGAGGUCACUGCACCACCUAUUUACCUCACUGCCAUUGCUCCAAGUGGUACUUGCAUCAGGGACGAACAUCGCUUAUGUCCCUCAAGAUGGUAGAGUCCACAUUGGUGAUAACGCAAAGACAAAACCACGGGGAAUCAAAACAACAAAGGAGCAGAAAAAAGAGGUGACGGAUGUGUAUGUACAUGGCUGUCCCAUUAUGUCACCAUGGAUCAAGGGGCUUUCUCUGCAAGAAGUUGAAAGUUUGACCCAAACAGAAACAACAACAGCCACAGUCCCCUACAGGAAGUUAGUGAUCCUGGCUCCUAGUGACCUCCCUUGGAGCCCCCUUGCCUUGCUCACAGGGGACAAGGAUGUGACUCCAAAAAUGGGCCUGCAGUUCAAAAAGGGAUGGAACCCUUAUGAGGCACACAAGAUUGAGAAGCAUGAAUCUGGGGUGGAAAUAUUCAACAUUCUACAGGUCACCCCUGAAGAAGGUUUUCUCGAGCUUGUUGUAUCACAGGGCAGCCUCAUUGUCAUACCCUACCAUCUCCAUGGUAACCUGGAACUGCCGGUCACCAUCGCCCAGAUAACAAAUAUGAUAACGGCUGUUAUCACAAAGGCAUGUUGUCUAUAA
Mya arenaria is the source of this 1430-nucleotide messenger RNA. RefSeq lists its product as uncharacterized. The record is from RefSeq and is a predicted model, not a curated record. The transcript is spliced from 12 exons. NCBI's taxonomy places the organism in Eukaryota, Metazoa, Mollusca, Bivalvia, Myida, Myidae. The coding region runs from base 72 to 1430 and encodes 452 amino acids.